Messenger RNA from Prinia subflava (tawny-flanked prinia), 1781 nucleotides. RefSeq lists its product as uncharacterized. The record is from RefSeq and is a predicted model, not a curated record. The coding region runs from base 801 to 1598 and encodes 265 amino acids. Lineage: Eukaryota; Metazoa; Chordata; Aves; Passeriformes; Cisticolidae. The transcript has 3 exons.
UACAUUCAUGUAUCAGCAGAUACUUUCUCAGGUGCAGUUUACGCCUCUGCACACACAGGAGAGAAGGCACAGGAUGUCAUUAAACACCUCAUCCAGGCAUUCUCCUUUAUGGGUAUCCCCAAAGGUCUCAAAACUGACAAUGGCCCAGCGUACAAGUCAGGUGAGUUCUGCAGCUUCCUGCAGCAAUGGGGAGUGGAGCACAAAACAGGCAUCUCACACUCCCCCACAGGCCAAGCAAUUGUGGAACGGACCCAUCGGGAAAUCAAAAGAGUCCUUGCACAACAACAGCAGGUACUGAAGGUGGAGCCUCCCUCUAUCCAUUUAACCAGGGCACUGUACACGAUCAAUUUUCUUAACUGCAGUUUUGAGGUGUUUAACCCACCAGUCGUGAGACACUUCAGAUCAAGUUCUGAUUUCCAACAAAAAGAAAAGCCACCAGUCCUGCUCAGGUCUCCUGAGAGCGGACAGGUAGAAGGCCCAUAUGACCUGGUGACCUGGGGACGAGGGUAUGCCUGUGUCUCCAUGCCCACUGGGCUCAGAUGGGUCCCUGCAAAAUGGGUGAAGCCCUUUAGGAAAAAGCAGGGGGAGAGAAGGGAAAAUGUACCGCAAGUCGCUUCUGCGGCACUGCGCCUCAAAAGGCAAAAUUGCACCUGGCUGACCCUCGCCAUUCUCUGGGAAUGGGAGGACCCCUCACCUUUUUCUUAUUUUCAACCGUCCUGCUAAUUAUUAUGCAUUUUAAAGUCUGUUUUUCAGUUUUUUAGUGUGAAAGAUCCAACCCAGACCAGAAAAAGUCCACCACCAUGGCACAUUUCCUGCCGAUGAUUCUUCUCCUCACCACCCUCCUGGCUGCCCAUCACGCCAGAAUCAUCCCUCAGAGCGAGGUAAAUGUCUGGGCCACCCUUGCUACACCUACAGGCCAAGACCACAUUCGCCUCAGCAAAACCUCAGCCGCAGCCACAACUGAGGACAUCAAAGAAGCCAUCAAAAAAAUGAGGGACUUGGUGAGCGAAAUCAAAGAAGAGACAUCAGACUGGUCCAUCGACCUUUUUAAGAACUUGGGACUCUCAGGUUGGUCUGGAUCCAUUUUGAAAACCUGUUUGUUUAUAUUAUUUGUAAUUACAUUUGCUUUAGUUGUGAUAUGUUCUAUUAGAAAAAUGAUUCGUAAGUUUAUGUCUGGUGCUACAUCUCCCCCAAAGCCGGCUGUGAACCGUGUCUCCAUGGCAACUGUUCCUGAGGAAAUUGAAUUGGAAAACUUAGAAAAGUCCUGGGAGGACGAGAGCCUCUCUGAAGAGCAGUGGUCAUCUGUGCAGUCAGGGUUCAGAGACAGCUUUUCUGAGUCUGAACAGCAGCCUCCUCCAUGCCAGGCUUGGCAUCUCCAAUUUCAUUUCGUGGAAGCUUGUCUGCCCAGUUUUUUGCACCGUGUACUGACCUGCACUACAGCAACCCUUGGUGCCUGUGUUUGCAGAGGCAGCACGACCCAGGCAAAGGAGAAGACCCAAUACCCUGAGUGUGACCAGGUUCAGGUAUCGCUGGGAGCAAUCUCCACAUUCGUCAAAAGAACAAGAUGCAAAGAUGGCAAAGCAGAACCCAGGAACUGAUGUAAACUGCUCUCGGUUGGGAGCCUCAACUGGGACUUUAAUGCAAAAGCACCAGGUAAAGAGAAGAUCAGUUGCUAAAUUUGCCAGAAUAAAUGUAAGAGGCACAAAGCUGCUGCCAAGUCGCGCUCUUUGCAGGCUGGGUAAGCUGGCAGGAGGCCUGAGGAAAGGUCUGAGUAAACAAGA